Messenger RNA from Rhodamnia argentea, 1854 nucleotides. RefSeq names its product protein TRAUCO-like. The record is from RefSeq and is a predicted model, not a curated record. NCBI's taxonomy places the organism in Eukaryota, Viridiplantae, Streptophyta, Magnoliopsida, Myrtales, Myrtaceae. Gene Ontology annotation, molecular function: transcription cis-regulatory region binding; protein binding. The transcript is spliced from 2 exons. Gene Ontology annotation, cellular component: Set1C/COMPASS complex. The coding region runs from base 192 to 1622 and encodes 476 amino acids.
UCCCGUUUAACGGCGCUCGCCUGAUUGCCUUUUUGCCUUCCCUCCUCCAAUCUCUGUCCUCUUCCACUGCAAUUCAAUCAUCUCUCUCUCCCUCUCUCUCUCUCUCUCUCGCUCUCCAGCCAAACUGAACCAAGAAUUCCACUGUUGUCAUUUCCCACCCUGUAGCUGUUUUCGCAGUCCCACCGCCUGUGAUGGACUCUCUCCAAUCCACAUACAGAGACGACGACGACGACGACGAAACAGGGGAGCUGCCCCUUCAUCCCGCUCCUCCCUCCCCCGCCGACAAACCCUCUCCGCCGCCGCCGACGCCGUCGGCGACGCCAACGCAGACGAUGGGCGAGCCUGAAAACCCCACCCCUCUGAAAACCCAACCCUUUUCCGACGGUUCAUCCUCUGAUGAGGAAGAAACCCCUGCUUCUUAUGAGCCCCGAAAGUCUACCAAACGACCCAGAACUUCCCAAAAUGACGAGGACGACGACCAAGAAGAGGACGAGGAGGAGGAGGAGGAGGAAGAGGAGGAGGAUGAAGAAGAAGAAGAGCCGUCUCCCAAAAAGCAGAAACCUUUGUCCUCUCUCGCUCUUCACCUUCCUGAAAACCAAGAACUCGAAGACCCGGAAGAAACCAAAGAAGGAGAAGAAGAAGAAGCCGAAGCUGGCUCUGUGGAACCUAAUGCGAGCGCGGUCGCCGAAAACGGAGCGGCUCCGAGCACCACCAAUGGGAAGAAAUCGAGCAAGAAGAAGAGCAACAACGUGUGGGUCCCCAAGUCCACUCGGAAGGGCAAAAGGAGCAAGAGCAAGAACAGUACCAACAACACCAACAAUGCCCCCAAUUCGGCCUCCAAUGACAAGGUCUUGGUAGCCCCCUUGCCGCGGUUCCCCGACAAAACGGACGACAACCCGGAGAUGGAAAUCUGUCUGUCCAAGUUCUAUAAGGCGGAGAAAGUCGAAUUGAGCGAGGACCGGAUGACUGCCGGCAGCAUGAAGGGGUACAGGAUGGUGAGGGCCACAAGAGGGGUUGUGGAGGGCGCUUGGUACUUUGAAAUUAAGGUGGAGAGAUUGGGUGAGACAGGGCAUACCAGAUUAGGGUGGUCUACAGAGAAAGGCGACUUGCAGGCACCUGUUGGUUAUGAUGGGAAUAGCUAUGGGUAUAGGGACAUUGAUGGGUGUAAGGUGCACAAGGCUCUCAGGGAGAAGUACGGAGAUGAAGGGUACAAGGAAGGUGAUAUCAUUGGUUUCUACAUUAAUUUGCCCGACGGUGAGCGGUAUGCCCCAAAGCCGCCACGCUUGGUGCUGUUUAAGGGGCAGAGAUAUGUUUGUGCGGCCGACCCGAAGGAAGAUCCGCCCAAGGUGGUGCCUGGGAGCGAGAUUUCUUUCUUCAAAAAUGGGGUUUGCCAAGGGGUUGCUUUCAAGGAUUUGUAUGGAGGCAGAUACUACCCAGCUGCUUCAUUGUAUACUCUUCCUAAUCAACCUAAUUGUUUGGUCAGGUUCAACUUCGGGCCUAAACUUGAAUGCUUUCCCGAUAACUUUGAAGGACGUCCGCUCCCUAGGCUGAUGGUUGAAGUGCCUUUCCAUGGGGUCGUGAACCCGGUUGAGAAUGAUGUGCCCCCCGAGAAAAAGCAUUAGCCAGUUUGGAGGGAUUGCUUUGGUUUAUGAGCUCCUUUUUGUUUAAUAGAGAAGUUGGGAGUUGCAUUCAACCUUUUGUUCAGGUCUUACCAGGAUUUGGGGCUUGAAAAGUUGCAACUCAAUGUAAAGUGUAAAGCUUUUCGUUUGCGUCAUGGUGAGUGAAUCCGUUACUGUGUUAGACCAGCGAACUUGAUUAGAACUUGUCGCGUUUGUCAUUCUAUUUCAGGUUUGA